Carassius carassius (crucian carp) is the source of this 2039-nucleotide messenger RNA. RefSeq names its product gastrula zinc finger protein XlCGF8.2DB-like. The transcript has 2 exons. Gene Ontology annotation, molecular function: DNA-binding transcription factor activity, RNA polymerase II-specific; RNA polymerase II cis-regulatory region sequence-specific DNA binding. Gene Ontology annotation, cellular component: transcription regulator complex; PcG protein complex. The record is from RefSeq and is a predicted model, not a curated record. Gene Ontology annotation, biological process: regulation of transcription by RNA polymerase II. Bases 378 to 1454 code for a protein of 358 amino acids. Lineage: Eukaryota; Metazoa; Chordata; Actinopteri; Cypriniformes; Cyprinidae.
GGGCUGCAGUUCGCGGAAGGAGGAGUGAUUUGUAUUGAAGGAGCGCAUCUGCAUUGGUCGAGUAUAAAACUGCACGAAACUUUUGACGUGUUUUAAAGAUGCACAAGAUGUUAAAUAUUGUUCUGAGGUAGCAGUGUGAAUGAAUGUUGUCUACUGAAUGUAGUAUUUUGCAGCUUUGUGUCGAGCGCCAACGGUUUCUCGUAAAUGGCGCCAAAACUGAUGUUAUUUUCUGUGAGUACAGCAUUAAAUCCACACAUAAGAAAAACAUGAAAAUGUCUAUCAGUGAUGUAUUAAAAAAUAAUACACGUGAUGAAGUCUGGUUUCCAAACAAGCAGGAGAAACUCCAGGUUUGACAGUCGAGAUAGACUGCGGUGAAGAUGGAGUUUGUUAAAGAGGAGAGUGAUGCAGAAACAUGUGGAGAGAAAGAGGAAGAAACUGAUGAACAGAGAGAUCUGGUGGAAGUGAAAGAGGAAAGUGAAGAACUGAAUGAAGGGGAGGAGAAACGGCAGAAUCAGGAACCUCAGUGUUUCAUAAGUGGAGAGAAAUCUCUUAGUUUGUCUCAGAGUGAAAGUAAUUCCUCGCCAGAGACAACAGAGCCCAAUAAUUCUUUCAUGUGUCCUCAGUGUGGAAAGAGCUUUACUUGUAAAAGAGAUCUUAAGAGGCACAUAAGGAUUCACACCGGAGAGAAACCGUUCCUUUGCUCUCAGUGCGAAAAGAGUUUCGCAAAUUCAGGAGAUCUGAAGAGACACUUAAGAAUUCACUCCGGAGAGAAGCCUUUCUCCUGUCCUCAGUGCACAAAGAGCUUCACGCAGAAGGAAGGACUGAAGGAACACAUGAAAAUACACUCUGGAGAGAAACCUUUCACAUGCAUGUUGUGCGGGAAGAGUUUCACACAUCAAAACAGCUUAAAAAGACACAUGAAGGUCCAUUCAGGAGAGAAGUUACACCAGUGUCCUGAAUGCGGCAGGAGGUUUUCAGAGGCCUGCAAUCUCAAAACUCACCUGCUCUCUCACACCGGAGAAAGACCCUUUCACUGUCAGCGCUGCGAAAAGAAGUUUUUCCUGGCCGUGCACCUCAAAACACACAUGAGGAUCCACGAGGACGAGCGGCGAUACGUGUGUUCAUUCUGCGGGAAGAGCUUUCUGUGGCUUAAUGGGUUUAAAGACCAUCAGAAAAUACAUACUGGGGAGAAACCCUACGAGUGUCUGGACUGUGGAAGUACUUUCACUAGAGCCGGUGAACUGAAAGUGCAUGAACGGGUCCACACUGGAGAGAAACCAUACAAGUGUUCCCACUGUGAGAAGAGCUUCACAGUUUCAGGAGCCCUUAAAGUGCAUGAGAGGGUUCACACCGGAGAGAAACCGUACCUCUGUCCUUCCUGCGGGAAGACGUUCAGCCGAUAUGGAAAUCUAGGGAAGCAUUUAAAAAAGGCUUGUCCAAAGCUGAGACAGUGAGGAGGUUCAGCUCCAGGUGUAGCUCAUCCGUGUGAAUUAAACACUGAUGGGAGAGUUUGAACAUACAGCAUAUGUUUGCUAUGACUUGCCAAUCAACUAACAUUAUCAUUAUAAAAGUAUUGAAAAAACCUAAUACAUUUACAUGCACAAACCUGAGAAUCGGAAUAUCAACUAUUUUACAAUCUAGGAAUACUUCACCUUAAAAAAUAUAUAUAUAUAUAUAUAUAUUGUCAGAAUGAGAGUGCAAGCGUCUGAUAAAAACAUCACAAAAAUCCACAGCACUCCAGUCCAUCAGUGAACAUCUGGAGAAGACAAAAGAUGAAAAACAUCCAGCAUUAAGACAUUUUUAACUAAAAUGAGUCAAUAAUCCAUAAUAACACUUCAUCCAGUGAAAAAGUGCAUUUCCUGUUGUCUCUCACAUCAAAAUCCAGCAGUAUUUUUGUUUGUUUGUAGCUGUUUUAGCUAAUAAUAAUUUUGCACUGACUACCAAUAGCUGCUCGCGUAAAUUUCAAGGUAUUAAUGUUUGCCAGCAGACCAACCACUGGCUCUGCAACCAUAUACAGGCCUCCAGACAAACAAAUCAAC